AUGGAAUCUCAGAAAGUGUGGGCCAAUGAUGUGAACGAUGGCUAUGUCUUGGGACGCAUUGUGGACAUCGGGCCAAACGGGCCCACCGUUCAGACCUUCAAUCACAAGCAAAUCCAAUCGACAUAUGAUGGGGUAUUUCCUGCCGAAGAGGACGAUAAUAAAGAAGUUGAAGACAAUUGUAAGACAACUGUUGAUAGAGAAUAG
Oppiella nova is the source of this 204-nucleotide messenger RNA. NCBI's taxonomy places the organism in Eukaryota, Metazoa, Arthropoda, Arachnida, Sarcoptiformes, Oppiidae. The record is from the annotation of a GenBank genome assembly.